AUGCGAGAUCAGCACCGAGAUAAUUGUUCAAGACCUUCGCGCGAGAAGCUCUCUAUACCAGAAUCACCUGUUAAGGCUCAGGUCGAGAAGGCGGCGAAGAGACGGGGUAUCCAGAAAGAGCGCGCAACGUAUAAAGAGUUGGGUCCGCUGCAGAAUAACCCGUGGGCAGAGAUGCUCGCCAGUCCGAUUAGAUUCUGCCACGGCAGUGGCGCAAGACUGCCCGGGGACUUCUUGCUUGAAUUCGACUAUAUGCAGAAUCCAGUCGACGGCAAGAUCUAUCUUCUGCCCACGGAUAUCGCCGAUCUGGACGCGCUGGAAGAAAGGAUGUCCAAGCAGUUAUACAAAGAGGAUUGGAGGCGGGUGCGGGACGACAAGCGCGCUGGCAGAGCGGCGCGAGAUAAAGCAGCAACACCCACACCAGCACCUAAUGCAGACACAAAUGCAAUUGACUCGUCGCAAUUGAAUCAUCCAGCAGGCUCACGGUCGCCUCCAAGACGCCGGUCUGUGUUGACUCGUAUACUCGGCGAUGUCAAUUUGUUCCGUCUCCUGACACUCAACGUGACCAAGGGCGAGAAGAACAAACCGCAAGUCAGGUUUACGAAACUCGGGGAGGUUGCCAAACUCAUCCCAUGGGAGUCAAAGGAACCGGUCCUGAACAUACAGCACUACGCCCGUCACAAAAGCGAAGUCGAUCUCGCCACCGGCGUUCCCGAUCCCGAGCCGCCCGAACGUCUUCCUUUCAAUUUCAGAGGGCUGCAGUGGCAACCCGACUUGUACAUCCGCCUGGCACAAAUCAUGCGAAAGCGCGUGCUAGCCUGUUUUAAGGCGCUGGCCGAAUCGGCCAAAGAGAGAUCUGCUGGACGAAUACCGGUGAGAGUGGUGGCCUUGCCUCUUCCUCAGGCUGGGAGGCUCAACAGUGAUGAUCUUCGUCAUUUUCUAGCGGAAGCGUCGGUCUUCGACCGUCCGGCUUUAGAAAUAGGAGGACAGGGAGGAGAACGAGGCACGCGACCUUUGUCUGAUGAAAGGACAAGCUCUUCAACGGAAGCCGCAUCUACUACCUCUCUUCUACAGCCGGCGAUGUCCGGAAAAGGAUUCUUGCUGGGCCACCCGGACAUUUCCCCAGGAAGUAUCUUCCUGCACGUUGGCGACGGAGACCUGUCUUCGCUCCUGUACCAUCCAACAGACCCGGACACGCACAAUGCUCCAGGGACGUCGUCCUAUUCUCCAGCGUUUCCACCCCUUCCCUCUCACCGGAUGAUCCCGCCCAUGCUCAGUGUUGACGAUAUUUACCGCUUCCCUGUCUUCUCACUUCCACGACUGCUUGCCGACUCAGGUCCCUCGGCUUCCUUAGAUGACGCCGCUGCUCUUGACACCGUCAUGCAAAACUGCCCUGCUUUCCAAGCUCCCUUGCCGAACGAGGACGACUACCUCCUGCUCAUUCGCCCGGGCCCCGGUCCUGCGAAACAGCUCGUCAAAGAGAUCUGGCAACUGUGGCGGUAUCUUGAGGGCCAGCUUGCGGCCUCACCGGCGACGGACUGGAGCCUGGAGGGUGAAGACCAUGUCAAUGCGGGCAGACAAGAACACGAACAAGACGAUGCUGAAGACGAAGAUGCCCACAUGGACAAGCGGAGACGGCGAGACGUCGGUCUCUAG
Messenger RNA from Capronia epimyces CBS 606.96, 1653 nucleotides. RefSeq lists its product as uncharacterized. Lineage: Eukaryota; Fungi; Ascomycota; Eurotiomycetes; Chaetothyriales; Herpotrichiellaceae. The transcript has a single exon. The coding region runs from base 1 to 1653 and encodes 550 amino acids. The record is from RefSeq and is a predicted model, not a curated record.